AUGGGCAGAAAAUUUUUCGUCGGCGGCAACUGGAAAUGCAAUGGAACCUCGGAAGAGGUGAAGAAGAUCGUGUCGACACUCAAUGCUGGUGAAGUGCCAUCUCAGGAUGUUGUGGAGGUCGUGGUGAGCCCUCCAUUCGUGUUUCUUCAACUGGUGAAAAGUUUGUUGAGGCCUGAUUUUCAUGUUGCGGCCCAAAAUUGCUGGGUAAAGAAAGGUGGUGCUUUUACUGGUGAGGUUAGUGCUGAGAUGCUCGUUAAUCUGGGCAUUCCUUGGGUCAUUCUUGGCCAUUCUGAAAGGAGGCUUAUUUUAGGGGAAUCAAAUGAGUUUGUUGGAGAUAAAGUUGCAUAUGCUCUUGCUCAAGGUUUGAAGGUAAUAGCUUGUGUUGGUGAGACUCUUGAGCAGAGAGAAUCAGGAUCGACUAUGGAUGUUGUUGCCGCACAAACUAAGGCAAUCGCAGAAAGAGUAUCAGAUUGGUCUAAUGUGGUUUUGGCCUAUGAGCCUGUUUGGGCUAUUGGAACUGGGAAAGUUGCAACUCCCGCUCAGGCUCAGGAAGUACAUUCUGAAUUAAGGAAAUGGCUUCAAGUGAACACCAGCCCUGAAGUUGCUGCUACAAUCAGGAUUAUCUAUGGAGGUUCUGUAAGUGGUGCCAACUGCAAGGAAUUGGCUGCAAAACCUGAUGUCGAUGGUUUUCUGGUUGGUGGAGCUUCUCUCAAGCCUGAAUUCAUUGACAUUAUCAAGUCUGCUGAGGUGAAGAAAAAUGCCUAG
Ilex paraguariensis (yerba mate) is the source of this 765-nucleotide messenger RNA. NCBI's taxonomy places the organism in Eukaryota, Viridiplantae, Streptophyta, Magnoliopsida, Aquifoliales, Aquifoliaceae. The record is from the annotation of a GenBank genome assembly.